AUGGGGAGCGACGACAUGAAUUUGAAGCCGGUUGAGUCGGCGCAGUCACUUGCUGCGACUUUCUCGCCUAUCCGUGAAGUGCUGUUCGUGACCAUUGCUUGCAUGGGCCAAUUUAUGGCACAGGUCAAUAUUGGCAUUUGUCUUUCGUCCCUUGAUAUUGUCGGCGAUGACUUUGGUAUCAAUGAACCUGGAAUUCUGAGCUGGUUCAUUGCCGGGUACUCCUUGACCGUUGGUACUUUCAUUUUGGUGUUUGGCCGUUGCGGUGAUCUAUUUGGUUAUCGUCGAAUGUUCAUCAUCGGAUUUUGUUGGCUUGCACUUUGGUCUCUCGUCGCAGGACUCAGUGUCUACUCGAACUAUGUGCUGUUCAUCUUUGCACGUGUGCUUCAGGGAAUUGGUAUCGCCAUGCUGAUGCCCAAUUCACUGGCACUGCUUGGGGCCACUUACCAACCAGGAAAGAAAAAGAACAUGAUCUUCGCCGUGUUCGGUGCCAUUGCCCCCAACAGUUCGGUUUUGGGAGGUGUCUUUAGUGCAAUCUUUUCCCAGUUGGCUUGGUGGCCAUGGACAUAUUGGACCCAGACCAUUGUGUGUAUCUGUUGCGCCGUAUUGGGUUUGCUCGUGAUCCCACCCAUCUGCCGCAACACUCUCACUGACAGAUCCUUCAUGGGCCUACUCAAAGCUCUCGAUGCACUUGGUGGAGCUUGUGGCAUUGGAGGGCUAGUGCUUGUCAACGUCGCAUGGAACCAGGCGCCUAUCGUGGGAUGGCACCAACCAUACGUCUAUGUCCUUCUGAUAAUCGGCAUCCUUUUUCUUGCUGCAUUUUUCUAUGUCGAAUUCCGGGUGGCUGAAUACCCUCUUAUUCCAUUCCACGCAUUCAGUCGCGAUGUCUCGUUUGUGCUCGGCUGCAUUGCCUGUGGUUGGGGCUCAUUCGGAAUCUGGAUCUACUACAGUUGGCGGUUUUUGGAGGUGCUCCGCCACUCGACCCCCCUUCUGGCAUCUGCCCAGUUUAUCCCUGUUGGCCCAGCUGGUAUUGCUGCAUGUGUUGCCACUGGCUGGCUGAUGAGUCGUAUGCGACCAGGCUGGAUUAUGGUGAUUUCAAUGACUGCCUUCACAUUGGGUAAUGUCCUCAUCUCAAUCGCACCCGUGCACCAGACAUACUGGGCAUUGACAUUUGUUUGCUUGUUGAUUACACCCUGGGGGAUGGAUAUGUCGUUCCCCGCAGCCACUUUGCUGUUGUCGAAUUCAGUCGAGCGCAAACAUCAGGGUGUGGCUGCAUCCUUAGUAACGACUGUUGUCAAUUACAGCAUCUCGCUGAGCUUGGGACUCGCCGGUACGGUGGAAGUUCACGUCAACAAUGGAGGCACCACUCCUGAUGACAUUUUGAAAGGAUACCGUGGUGCGUUAUAUUUGGCGGUCGGCCUUGGGGGACUAGGGAUGUUCCUCAGCAUGAUCUAUACGGUUAAUAGUUACCGGGCCAAGAAACAGGUGGAACAGGUGAAGGACGAAGAAUCUCCAGAUCAAUUUACCAUACCUUAG
This is a messenger RNA of Penicillium paradoxum, 1533 nucleotides long. RefSeq names its product MFS transporter. Gene Ontology annotation, molecular function: transmembrane transporter activity. Gene Ontology annotation, cellular component: membrane. Lineage: Eukaryota; Fungi; Ascomycota; Eurotiomycetes; Eurotiales; Aspergillaceae. The record is from RefSeq and is a predicted model, not a curated record. The transcript has a single exon. Gene Ontology annotation, biological process: transmembrane transport. Bases 1 to 1533 code for a protein of 510 amino acids.